UGUGGGUGCCACCCAUAGUCUUUUUUCACUCCAGCUCAUUGCAAAGAAACAAGAGUGCAUACCCCAGCUUAGCUCCAGGAGUCCAAAGUUAGUGAUAAUGCCAUCAAUCCCCACCAGUACACCAGGACCAUGAAGUCUGUGAUGCAUCUUAUUCUUUGCUAAGGGCUCUUCAUAGAGUGGAAGUUGGAAAGAUGGCGUAAAGUGAGAUAGAAAAUCCAUGACAUACCUUGGUGAAUAUACUGAAGCAUUCAAGAUGGGUAGCAACAGUACCAGCAACACCGAGACUAACUGCAAUGUCACUAACACGAAAUUCCAGUACCCUCUCUAUGCAACUACCUAUAUUGUCAUAUUCAUCCCUGGUCUUCUGGCCAACAGUGCAGCCUUAUGGGUUCUGUGCCGCUUCAUUGGAAAGAAAAACAAAGCCAUCAUUUUCAUGAUCAACCUCUCUGUGGCUGACCUUGCUCACGUGCUGUCCUUACCCCUCCGUAUUUACUAUUAUAUCAACCAUCACUGGCCUUUCCAGAGGGCCGUUUGUCUACUGUGCUUUUACCUGAAGUAUCUCAACAUGUAUGCCAGCAUUUGCUUCCUGACAUGCAUCAGCCUUCAGAGGUGUUUCUUUCUCCUCAAGCCGUUCAGAGCCAGAAACUGGAAGCGUAGGUAUGAUGUAAGCAUCAGUGCUAUCAUCUGGGUCAUUGUGGGGACUGCCUGUUUGCCAUUUCCCAUCCUCAGAAGCACGAAUUUAGGCAACAAUACUGACUCCUGCUUUGCUGAUCUUGGCUACAAGCAAAUGAAUGCCGUGGUUUUGGUGACAAUGAUUACAAUUGCUGAACUUGCCGGAUUUGUGAUUCCAGUAAUUAUCAUUGCAUGUUGUACCUGGAAAACUAUUACAUCUUUAAGAGAACCACCAAAGGCUUUUCAAGGGGACAGUGAGAAGCAAAAAGCACUUCGGAUGGUUUUCAUGUGUGCGGCAGUCUUCUUUAUCUGUUUCACUCCCUAUCAUAUUAACUUUAUUUUUUAUACCAUGGUAAAAGAAACCAUCAUUAGCACUUGUUCCAUUGUCAGAAGUGCACUGUAUUUCCAUCCUUUUUGUCUUUGCCUUGCAAGUCUUUGCUGCCUUUUUGAUCCAAUUCUCUAUUACUUCAUGGCUUCAGAGUUUCGUGACCAACUAUCUCUCCAUGGUAGCUCUGUGAUCCGUUCUCGUCUCAUGAGCAGGGAGAGUGGCUCAUCAAUGGCUAGCUAAAAAUAAAAUCUUUUUAAUUAUGA
Chinchilla lanigera (long-tailed chinchilla) is the source of this 1263-nucleotide messenger RNA. Its product is annotated as putative P2Y purinoceptor 10. Gene Ontology annotation, cellular component: membrane. The record is from RefSeq and is a predicted model, not a curated record. Gene Ontology annotation, biological process: phospholipase C-activating G protein-coupled receptor signaling pathway; positive regulation of Rho protein signal transduction. NCBI's taxonomy places the organism in Eukaryota, Metazoa, Chordata, Mammalia, Rodentia, Chinchillidae. The transcript has 3 exons. Gene Ontology annotation, molecular function: G protein-coupled receptor activity. The coding region runs from base 218 to 1240 and encodes 340 amino acids.